Molecule: messenger RNA, 1594 nt
Organism: Lolium perenne
Lineage: Eukaryota; Viridiplantae; Streptophyta; Magnoliopsida; Poales; Poaceae
Product: protein ABERRANT PANICLE ORGANIZATION 1
Molecular function (GO): protein binding
Source: RefSeq, a predicted model, not a curated record
GCCGCAACCUAGCUAGCCUCACAUGAAAUCCUUGAGCAUCUCUCAAGUAUUUGUUGUGCGCUCCUCCUGUCCACAAGCUGCCUCACUCCACACUUCAAACCUACAAAGUCGCAGCUCACUCUCUAUCUCCCAGACGGACUCCGGGCCAGCUGCCUUCCACUCUCCAGCUCUCAGAUCAUGAUGAACCCACACCACCAGCCGCUGCCGUCCGGCCACCCCCACCCAUCCGCGGCGGCGACGGCGCCAGUGGAGAUGGACCCGCGCGUGUGGCGCCGGCUUCCGCAGCCUCUGCUGGACCGCGUUCUGGCGUGUCUGCCGACGCCGUCCUUCCUCCGCGCCCGCGCCGCCUGCCGCCGCUUCUACCACCUCAUCUACUCUUCUCCGUUCCUCCACUCCCACCUCCUCCUCUCCCCGCACCUCCCCUUCUUCGCCUUCGUCAUACCCUCCGCCGACCACCUCCUCCUUCUAGACCCCAACGGCCAUUGGUUCCUCCUCCCUCUCCCCAUUCCGGUGCCGGCCGCUGCUGGCGGCGGAUUCUCGGCUGCGGCCGCGUCUGCGGGCCUGCUCGCGUUCCUCUCCGGCGCGUCGGGGCACAAGACGCUGCUCCUCGCCAACCCCAUCACGCGCCUCCUCGCCGCGGUGCCGCUCGGCCCCACGCAGCGCCUCUCCCCCACCGUCGGCCUCGCCGCCGGACCGACGUCCAUCAUCGCCGUCGUCGCCGGCGACGACCUCGUGUCGCCAUUCGCCGUCAAGAACAUCUCCGCCGACACCUUUGUCGCGGACGCGGCCUCCGUCCCGUCCUCCGGUUUCUGGGCCCCUAGCUCGCUCCUCCCCCGCCUCUCCUCCCUCGAUCCUCGUGCCGGAAUGGCCUUCGCCUCAGGAAGGUUCUACUGCAUGAGCUCGUCGCCGUUCGCUGUUCUGGUGUUCGACGUGGCGGCGAACGUGUGGAGCAAGGUGCAGCCACCGAUGAGGCGGUUCCUGCGCUCGCCGGCCCUGGUGGAGCUCGGCGGCGGCAGGGAGGGAUCGGGUUCACCCAGGGUAGGCCUCGUCGCGUCCGUUGAGAAGAGCCGCCUCAGCGUGCCGAGGAGCGUGCGCGUGUGGACGCUGCGCGGCGGCAGCGGGCAGGGAAGCGGCGGCGCAUGGAGCGAGGUGGCGCGGAUGCCGCAGGACGUGCACGCGCAGUUCGCAGCGGCCGAGGGCGGGCGCGGAUUCGAGUGCGCCGCUCACGGCGACUUCGUCGUGCUCGCCGCCCGGUGCGCGCCUGGGGCGGGACCAGUGCCGGCGAGUGUGCUCGUGUUCGACUCGCGCCGCGACGAGUGGAGGUGGGCGCCGCCCUGCCCGUACGUCGGCGUGGGCGGCGUGGGCGGCCCGGGGUUCCGGGUGCUCGCCUACGAGCCCCGCCUCGCGACGCCGGCCAUCGGCCUCCUGGACGCCACGACACCGGUUGCUUUGCAUGGCAUGCAUGGUUAGAUUUAUGUGAUUUCAUAAUUGCAGCUCGUGUCGGAUCUUUAAUUAGCUUAAUAGUUAAUGCAUCGAAGGAAUUUAUUAUGUUAUGUUAUAAGUACUCGAACGAUGUAUGGAUAAUAAUUUCUUA